This is a messenger RNA of Amphimedon queenslandica, 1243 nucleotides long. RefSeq names its product flap endonuclease 1-like. The coding region runs from base 24 to 1145 and encodes 373 amino acids. Gene Ontology annotation, cellular component: nucleus. The transcript is spliced from 16 exons. Gene Ontology annotation, molecular function: manganese ion binding; DNA binding; 5'-3' exonuclease activity. Lineage: Eukaryota; Metazoa; Porifera; Demospongiae; Haplosclerida; Niphatidae. The record is from RefSeq and is a predicted model, not a curated record.
UGUCAAAAUACUAAGGGGGUGGAAUGGGUAUUCACGGUCUUUCAAAGCUUUUAGGAGAUUAUGCCCCUUCAUCUAUCAAGGAACAUGAAUAUAAAAGUUAUUUUGGAAGGAAAAUUGCCAUUGAUGCUUCCAUGAGUUUAUACCAGUUUCUGAUAGCCGUCAGACAGGACGGACAAGUAUUGAUGACUGAGAGUGGUGAGACUACAAGUCACUUAAUGGGAUUCUUUUAUCGGACAAUAAGAAUGGUUGAUAAUGGCAUAAAGCCGGUCUACGUUUUUGACGGAAAACCUCCGACAAUGAAAUCUGGCGAACUGGCUAAAAGAGCUGAUAGAAGGGCUGAAGCCCAGAAGGAACUGCUAAAGGCAGAGGAACAAGGAGACAUUCAAGAAGUAGAAAAGUUUCAAAAGAGACUAGUUAAAGUAACACCUGAGCAUGUAUCUGAGGCUAAGAAGUUACUCUCCCUAAUGGGGAUCCCUUAUGUUGAAGCUCCAUGUGAAGCAGAAGCACAGUGUGCUGCAUUAACUAAAGCUGGUAAAGUCUAUGCUACUGCUACUGAGGAUAUGGAUGCACUUACCUUUGGCUCUAGCAUACUAGUUCGUAACUUGACUGCUAGUGAAGCUAGGAAGCUACCAGUUCGUGAAAUAAAUUUAUCUAAAGCUUUGACAGAACUAGAUAUGGACCAAUCCCAGUUUAUUGACUUGUGCAUAUUACUUGGAUGUGAUUAUUGUGACUCUAUUAAAGGUAUUGGACCAGUUAAUGCUAUGAAGCUGCUAAGGCAACAUGGAAACAUUGAGAAAAUACUUAAAGGAUUGUCUGGAAAGAAGUAUCAAAUUCCUGAAAAUUGGCCUUUUGAAGAAGCAAGAAGAUUAUUUGUUGAGCCUGAUGUCAGUCCAGCAGAUGAUAUUGAGUUAAAAUGGGGUAAUCCUGAUGAAGAGGGGAUUGUAAAAUUCCUUGUUGAAGAGAAAGGGUUUAGUGAGGAUCGGAUUAGAAAUGGUGUCAAGAAGUUACUGAAGAGCAAGCAAGGGUCAACACAGGGGAGACUAGACUCUUUCUUUAAAGCUGCACCCUCACCAAAAGCAGGGAUCAAAAGAAAGGCUAGUGAUAGCAAGGGUCCAUUAAAAAAGAAAGUGAAUAAAAGCAAAUAAACAAAUAUUUAUAACAAUUAAUAUUAUUGUUAUUCCUUUACAAUAAGUAAUGCAAUAAGUAUGAUGAUUUCGUUAACGAAUCCAACCAGUCCUCCAAA